GUAAUAUUUAUACUUUUAAUGAAACUCUUUCAGAACCAUGUUGAAGUUGAACGCUCAGCGAAUGGUGUCCCGGGUGUUUCCGAUACUGACCUGGUCCCGCAGUUACGAUGUGCAGACCGGGGUUGGUGAUCUCAUUGCUGGGAUAACAGUAGCGCUGACACUCAUCCCGCAGUCUAUAGCGUAUGCGUCACUAGCGGGAUUCGAACCUCAGUAUGGUCUCUACGCGUCACUCGCUGGUGGCUUUGUCUACGGCAUCAUGGGCGCCUGUCCUCAGAUCAACAUCGGUCCGACAGCAUUGCUGUCUCUUCUCACCUUCACGUAUACCCACGGGACGAACCCGGACUACGCCGUGCUGCUGUGCUUCUUCUGUGGCGUCAUACAGAUAAUAGCUGGAAGCGUUCAGCUUGGCUUCCUAGUGGAAUUCGUCUCCCUGCCCGUGGUAUCUGGGUUCACAUCAGCAGCAGCGAUCACCAUAGCAUCAUCCCAGAUCAAGGGUCUGCUUGGACUGAACUUCAGCGCUGAAACUUUCACUUCGACGUGGGCUGGAGUAGUCCAUAAUAUCACCAGCACGAGGGUCCAGGAUACGCUGCUUGGAUUGGCGUGCUGCAUAGUGCUUAUGGGUAUGAAGGUUCUAAAAGAUAUCCGCCUGAGCAGUAGCGACAAAAAGUCCACAAACAACAUCGUGAUCAAACAGAAGUUGCUGUGGUUCUGCGGCGUUUCUCGCAAUGCGGUCGUCGUGGUCGUGGCCACCAUGAUCGCGUUCUUCGUGCAUGAAGAUAAGAACAACCCACUUAUAUUGACAGGUGACAUAACACCUGGCUUACCCACACCGCGGCUACCUCCGUUCGAGACGACCAGUGUCAACGGAACCGUCACCGCUGGGGAGAUGCUAUCGCACCUGGGGUCAGGCUUACUGGUCGUUCCGCUGGUGGGCAUCAUAUCAAAUGUGGCUAUAGCCAAGGCUUUCUCAAAAGGGAAGAAAAUGGACGCGUCACAAGAAAUCGUCGCGUUGGGCGCUUGCAAUCUGAUCAGCGCCUUCUUUAGUUCGUUCCCGGUGAAUGGUUCGUUCACUCGCAGCGCUGUCAGCGACGCGUCGGGAGUGAGGACGCCAGGCGCUGGCUUCUACACAAGUCUGAUCGUCUUGCUGACGCUGGCGCUGCUGACGCCGUACUUCUACUUCAUCCCGCGCGCGGCGCUGGCGGCGGUGAUCGUGUGCGCCGUGCUGCACAUGGUCGACCUCGCCAUCGUCAGGCGGCUGUGGGCGACCAAUAGACUAGAUCUAAUCCCGCUGGUGGGUACGUUUGUGUGCUGCCUGCUGCUGGGUAUCGAGAUCGGUCUCGGCUGCGGCGUCGUCAUUGACGUGCUGCUGCUGCUGUACUACCAGUCGCGGCCGCCGCUGGAUGUGCGAUUUGUUAAUGAAAGCCACCUUCCAGCGUACUACGAUAUACACCCAGUGGGUGGCCUACAUUUUACCAGCGCGGAGAAGGUCAGAAAUAAGCUCCUGGCGCUGAAGAGUUCAAAGGAGUCAAGACUGCAGGAUCUCACUGUGAUACGAGAUGGCGUUGCCAACGGCGUUGACGUCCACAAAAUACCGAACAUCUUGGUCAUACACUGCGACGCCUUGAGCAGACUAGAUUACACGUUUUUACAGGGUGUGAAAAUGCUAGUACAGGAGUGGUUAUCUGAGGGUGUGGUGGUGUGGGUGGACGCCAGGCCCACCAUCCGUGACCAGCUGAAUACUGUGCUGCAUGAACCGCUGUUCUGUGACGCCGCGCAGCUGACAAUAGUAUUAUUAGGUAUAUCGACAAUCACACAGACGGCUAACGCCUGUGACACGAGACUGUGAACUUUACAAAGUGAUACCAAUAGUGUUAAGUGUUGUAUAGUGCUAUGGUUAAAAUAAAAUGCAUUUUUAUUAA
This is a messenger RNA of Aricia agestis (brown argus), 1919 nucleotides long. RefSeq names its product sodium-independent sulfate anion transporter-like. Bases 38 to 1846 code for a protein of 602 amino acids. Gene Ontology annotation, biological process: transmembrane transport. The record is from RefSeq and is a predicted model, not a curated record. The transcript is spliced from 11 exons. Gene Ontology annotation, molecular function: sulfate transmembrane transporter activity. Lineage: Eukaryota; Metazoa; Arthropoda; Insecta; Lepidoptera; Lycaenidae. Gene Ontology annotation, cellular component: membrane.